CCCGCUAACUCAAUCUAUUUAUUAUCCCAACUCGGACUGAUGGAUGGAGUCUGCGGAGUCGGAAACUCUUGUCAACGGCGAUACCUCGUCACCCCGCAAUAAGGACCAGCCUCUGGCCGCCGCUGCCGCCGCCACCUCUACAACACAUGAAGAUGAUCUGAAUGCUUCGGAUCACACGGCCGCGUCAUCCGUCACACUCAAUAAUGCAUCUCCUCAUGUAAUACCGCCAUACUUCAAUGGCAUCCGGCUUGAGCGAACAGAUUCGGCCACUACGGCUACAGGACGAGGGAUUGACCUUGUUGAUCAGUCAGACGAAGACCACGAGAUUGGAAGGGCUUGUUGGGCAAGUGAUGUGUCAGUCGAUGACUAUGUGGUUGUGAGCGGUCCUACAGGGAUUGGAGCAUAUGUAGUAUGGAGCUGCACCAUCGAAACAUUCAAGGGUGGCAGUAUCACUCUGCGCAAACGAUACUCGGAGUUCGACACCCUUAGGCACAAUCUCGUGAGGGCAUUUCCUUUAUCCGAAGCCUCUAUCCCAGAGCUACCAAGGAAAAGUCUAGUUUCUCGAUUUCGAACCAAGUUUCUUGAGCAGAGAAAGACUGGUCUUGCUCACUUCCUCACAUGCAUCCUUCUCAAUCCACAAUUCUCGAGAUCUCCGAUAGUUACGGAGUUCAUCAACUCUUGAGAUCGACAUACUUUGUACAUACGCGAGCGACAGAGCAUUUGGAACUUAGCGACAGACUAAUAGCUAAUCUUAUCAGCAUUCAUAUCAUAUUUGAU
Messenger RNA from Aureobasidium pullulans EXF-150, 777 nucleotides. Its product is annotated as PX-domain-containing protein. The coding region runs from base 44 to 682 and encodes 212 amino acids. Gene Ontology annotation, molecular function: phosphatidylinositol-3-phosphate binding. The transcript has 4 exons. The record is from RefSeq and is a predicted model, not a curated record. Lineage: Eukaryota; Fungi; Ascomycota; Dothideomycetes; Dothideales; Saccotheciaceae. Gene Ontology annotation, cellular component: endosome.